Messenger RNA from Ceutorhynchus assimilis (cabbage seed weevil), 5934 nucleotides. The record is from the annotation of a GenBank genome assembly. Lineage: Eukaryota; Metazoa; Arthropoda; Insecta; Coleoptera; Curculionidae.
CCCAAAUCCCAAAUGGCGUCGAAAAUUUCCCAAAAAUAAACAGGUUAUGCCAUGUACCUUCUUUAAAAUGAACUGAGAGUAAUUCGGACGAAGUCACAGCCGACCAUUCAAGCUUCAAAAGCAUGGCUGCCUCCCAGGAAAAUGAAUCAGAUAUGGAUUUUUCUGAUAAUGAUUGUUAUGAUUACAAUAACUAUUACAAUGACGACGAUAGCGAUGUUGAACAUGUUGAUCCCAUGAAAGUUGACCCAGAAUACUUUGAAUACAGAUGCCUUUCUGAGGAAGAAGUGGAGAGGCUUUUGAAUGAAAGUGUGGAAAGUCUUAGUAAUUGUCUCCGAAUAUCUCCCACACUGGCCAAAGUUUUACUACACGGUCAUCACUGGAAUUCAAAUGAAGUUAUACGAAAAUACAAAGACAAUCCGUCACAGACCAUUAUAUGGGCCAAAAUUAAUCCACCGUCUCCACAGAGUAUAAUGACAUCUAAUUAUUAUACAUGCCCAGUAUGCGUUACCCCGCAGCAUGUAGAAAAGUUUUCUCAUUUACCUUGUGGUCAUAAGUUUUGUAAGGAUUGUUGGAUAACUCACUUUGAGGUGCAAAUUAAUCAGGGUAUAUCCACAAGUAUAAGCUGCAUGGCUAAAGAUUGUGUGGUACUAGUUCCUGAAAGUUUUGUCUUGAUGCAUCUUCAGCAUAAAACUAACAUAAGGGAGAAAUACCAGCAUUUUGUUUUUCAAGAUUACGUAAAGUCUCACCCCGAACUGAGAUUUUGCCCUGGUCCAAAUUGUCCUAUUAUCGUGCAUAGUCGCGAAAUUAAGGCUAAGAAAUCCAUUUGUGAACAGUGUAAAACUGCAUUCUGCUUUAGAUGUGGUUGCGAUUACCACGCCCCAACCGAUUGUCAAGUUAUAAAAAAGUGGUUGAUAAAGUGCGCUGAUGAUAGUGAAACGGCGAACUACAUAAGUGCUCAUACCAAAGACUGCCCAAAGUGCCACAUAUGUAUUGAGAAAAAUGGCGGAUGCAACCAUAUGCAGUGUUACAACUGUAAACACGAUUUCUGCUGGAUGUGCUUAGGCGAUUGGAAAUCGCAUGGAUCCGAGUAUUAUGAGUGCUCCAGAUAUAGAGAAAAUCCGAAUAUAGCUCAUGAGUCGGUUCAUGCACAAGCUAGGGAAGCUUUGACGAAGUACUUGCAUUAUUACGAACGAUGGGAAAAUCAUUCCAAGUCCCUAAAACUAGAGGAACAAACCUUGGAAAAACUGAGGGACAGAAUCAAUGAAAAAGUUAUGUCUGGUUUAGGGACAUGGAUAGAUUGGCAGUAUUUAUUUGCUUCAGCAAAUUUAUUAGCGAAAUGUCGCUAUACUCUUCAGUACACAUACCCUUUUGCGUAUUAUAUGGAUGCUGGACCUAGAAAAGAACUUUUCGAGUACCAGCAAGCCCAGUUGGAAGCUGAAAUUGAAAAUUUGAGCUGGAAAAUUGAGAGAGCUGAAACAACUGACAGGGGUGAUUUAGAAAACCAAAUGGAUAUCGCUGAGAAACGGAGAACUACGCUUUUGAAAGACUUCUUGGAUGUGUGAUAUUCUUUCAAGUUAUCUUCAUUGAUGCAAUUUUGAGGUUGCUAUCUUCCAGCUCACUUUUUGUUUGAACAAAUACAGACUGUGAUUUUGAGAUAAUGUCGGGCAAGUGACAUAUAGGUAGUUUUGUUUGAACUUGGUUUAGUUCCAAAUUUUGCAGCAUUUGUGCUUUUGUUGGUUGGGCGGGUCUCUCAACCUCUUGGUUUCUGAAUUUCCAAUGACCUAAUAUCACAGAUAACUGUUCAUUUUGAUUAUUGAUAAUUUUGUUAAUAAUGAAUUAUGCUUAAGAUAAUGAAGAUUAUUUCGAAUUUAGAGAGAUAAAUAGAAUUAUACCCACAAAUAGGAGCUCACAACAUCUCUGAUUCAGUUUUGUGAAUAUAUUUUUUUUCUUUCUCUAGCACACUAAGCUGCUUACUUACAAACAUAAUAGCUAUCUUCGGGUUCGGAAAAAGGACAGUUCUAGAACGGUUCAAAACAAUCGCACAGUUUAUUAUUGAAAUUUGUGAUAGCUGAGCCGUUGUCAUUUUGUUGAUUGAUGAACUGUGCGAUUGUUUUGAACCGUUCUAGAACCGUCCUUUUUUCGAACCCGAAAAUAGCUGUUGCCAACAUAACAAAGUAGUGUCAGGUCAUUGAGAAUUUGAAAUUUAAAGUUUGCAAUCAGUGCCGGAUCCAGAAUUUUGUUAUAAUAUAGAAUUGGUAAACUUCGACUAUCUAGCUGGCCCUUUCUUCCUUUUAAAUUUGCAACUGAUUGCAUUCUAAUUCUACCACUAUAAGUUUGAGCAAACCUACCUUUUCAUUUAAAUUUAGAAUGAGUAUCUUUUUAGUUUUUAUUGGAAAUUUUUGCAUAAAGUCCAGUUAUAACAAAUUUUAAAUGAUACACAUUCAUCAUUUCCAAAGUUAACUAAUAAAACAUAUUUAAGAAAAUUUCUUCAAUCUAUAAGAUUCGGUAUAGCUGGACUCUACAGGUUCAAUCUAGUUAGAAUUUUAUUUGUAUAGACUUGUAUAAAAUUUCAAAGUGCAUUAUGUGAGCAUACAGACAGGACCAGGCUACCAGACACAGAAGCUUCAAUGAGACCAGUUGACCGAUACCCAUGACACUGCAUGUUAUUAAAAUUCGUGCAUCUUUGGCAACUUGGCAAUAAUUGGCUUCGGCGGCACCGCCUGGAUUUGCUGAGACUGGGAACAAGAUAAUUCAUCUUAUUAUUCCCUAUGUGUCUACUAGGUUGGUCCACUCUGUGUAAACGGAAAUAUGAUUUUUUUUUACACUUCAAGUGAAACAGAAUGUCAACUAGAUCUGGUUAAGCUUCUGAGCAAAUUGAAUUUUGGUGCGUUAUUGCUUGAUCCCUGGCCCAAAUGAUCAGGAUGGUUUCAGAUAUACUGUGGAAUUUGGCUUGAGCUGAGAGGUGCACAAUAGUUACACUUGGAGGCGAUAAAACUCCCCGCAUGCAUUUUUUGUUCUUUCCAGCAAUUUUUGAUCAAGCCAAGUAGUAUACUUUUCUUCAGUAGUUUGUGAUUUUUUCAAUAAUGAUAGAUUAUUUUCUUGAGUUGUAUAUUUAGAAUAACUUGAUGCAGAUUUGUCAUCCAUGUCAUCGUCAAACAGAUCAGGACUGAAAUAAUAAAUCUAUAAUCUACAGGUUUAGAAGGCUGCUUUUCAGGAGUCUUAAUCUGUUCAACAAAGGCGAUUUUUCUGAGAUUAGUGAGUGCUAGAGUCUCUUCUAUGAAUUCAACUCGAGAAAAAUAUAUUUCUAAUUAAUUACAAAAUCAUUGAUUUGAUAAUUAAAAUAAUAAUACUUUUCAAAUAAAUGAUUUCCGGUCCGUACUCUAACAGUAGUUAUUGUUAUUUCUUCCAAAUUAUGUUGAAAGAAGUAUCAAAAGCUACUAUAAGCAGACUCAGUUUCUGGGUUGCAAAUUCUAUACAUUGUUUGCCUCUAACAUAAUUUUUGAUUACUGCUGAUUGAAAGUGAUAAAUAUAAAGUAUAACUUUUGCCAAAAUUCAUUUUGAUCUGGAAAAGAAUAAAUGUCUUGCCAGCACCAAAGCAUCGACAUCCUGUUAUCAAAAAAAUUUGAAUUUUCCAUUUUUUAUUUGAGAUUUAAAAAUAAUUUUAGACGGUCUUGAGAAAUAUCCCAAUAGAAAGCUUAAAUAUAAUAAAUGUUAUAAUAAAUUAUUUUAAUCAAGAGUGUUGCAGCUAUUUCUAAGAAUUGAUGUUUGAAUGUGGAAAUUUUUUAAGGGAUUUUGUGAACUAUUAUUUAUAGUAUUUUCAUGUACCUACCUUGUUAGUCUAGAACUGCUAGAUUAUGAAAUUGUAUUAAGUUAAAAACAUAAUUAAUAAUUAUUUUUCAUAAGAUUUAAUCUUAUAAUAAGGGCAUCAGACAAGUUUGCACAAAAUUUUAAAAUGUAGGUACCUACAUUCAUUUUCUGCGAAAAGCUCCAAAAAUGUUUACAUCUUGUGCAAAACAAUUAAAAAUUAAGAUACAUAUGCAUAUUUAUAUUAAAACAACGGCGCCCGCAGAAUUUGUCACAGGGGGGGGGGGGGGGGCAAAUAAACUGCUCUUGGGGGAAUCGUGGAAAACGCACCGCAGACGAAAAUUUUUUUUUGGGCCACACCCAAAUUUUGCUAUUUGUAACUAAUUAGUCUGGGAGACGACCGCAAUUUUUCCUACCCCGAUCGAGUUAUGUGUCGACACUAUUAUAAAUAUAUAGUAUUAUGUGCAUCUUUUAACCUGUAUUCCUGCCUGAGAGCAAAUGCUGCCGGAAAUAUCUUUUUACAAAUUAUUAACAAAUUGAAAAAAACGUAACACUACCCCCAUCGAGUUAUGCCCUAAGUAGGGUAUUAGAUUGAAGGUCUCGAUGUCCCCUAUCUAAAAAGUCGAUCCUGCCUUGUGAGAACUUGCCGGAAAAGGGUGGCAGGACACCUUAUUGGGGCAAGGGCCCGCGGUCUCUGCUUUGACACCUAUCAAGCUUUGCACUAAAUGUUGUGUCAAAUUAAAGGUGUCAAUAAGAUGAUUUAAGGUUUGUGCGCACAGAAAUCACAAACCAGUCAGAGCGAAUUUCAUUGGUUGGAAACAGUCAAGAAACUAGUUUCAAACAAUGAAAUUCACUCCUUCUGGUUUGGGAUUUCUGUGCGAAGAGACCAUAAAUCAACUUAUUGACACCUUUAAUUUGACACAUCAUUCAGCGCAAAACUUGAUAGGUGUCAAAGCUGAGACCGCGGGCCCUUGCCCUGCCACCCUUUUCCGGCAAGUUCUCACGAGGCAGGAUCGACUUUUUAGAUAGGGGACAUCGAGACCUUCAAUCUGAUACCCUACUUAAGGCAUAACUCGAUGGGGGUAGUGUUACGUUUUUUUCAAUUUGUUAAUAAUUUGUUAAAAGAUAUUUCCGGCAGCAUUUGCUCUCAGGCAGGAAUACAGGUUAAUAGAUGCACAUAAUACUAUAUAUUGAUAAUACUGUCGACACAUAACUCGAUCGGGGUAGGAAAAAUGCGGUCGUCUCCCUAACUAAAUAUAAUAAACAAUAAAAAAUAAAACAAUUUGGAAAUACUUUUAUUUCGGCCGGAAAAAAAAGUUAAUUCUCUGUAUAUUUUGAUAGGUGCACAAAUUACUUUUCCUUGUGGAAAAAAAAUUAAAAAAAAUUGUAAUCAAAACUAAAACAACACAACGUAAAUGUAAUAUUCCAAAUUAAAAAAAUACAUUUUUCCGACUAGGUAAAUGCAAAUUGCAUUCUUCUUGAGUCUCUCCCAAACCUAUUAAUAACUUCUUCAUAAAAAUCUUUAUUAGCCAAUUCAUUCAUUAAUGAUCGAUGAAUUGACAUCAUAGCGAAGCCAUCCAGUUUUUCAUUUGACAUGGUCGAUUUUAACCAGGUCUUUAAUCUUCGUAAGGUGCUGAAUGAUCGUUCAGCUGUGCAGGUCGUAGGCGAAAUGCUCAUGGCCAGAGAUAAAGCCAGAAAAAUGGAUGGAUAAAAUUCUUUGGUUUUCGAUAAUACGUCAAGAGGUGAAGAAUUAUUAUUUUUUUUUUUGUCUCUUUUAUUUUUAAGUAUUUAUAUUAAAAGCCAGAGGGGGGGCAGAUGCCCCCCCUGCCCCCCCCCUCCGGGCGCCCAUGUAUUAAAAUAAUAUAAGUUAAUGUUUUUUGUUUUAUUUGAUUAUAUUUCAUGUGUCCCAUUCCAGUAAUAGCUAUUUCUAUUAGAACAUUGGCCUGAAUAAUAUUAAAAAUGUAUUUUCUCAAUUCACUCCAAUAUAAACUUAUUUUUGAUAAACAAAAAUAGAUUGUUGGAACUUUGAUAACUGCGAUUUACUUGACUUUAAUUGAUUACCUUUACUAAUCCAACCCUAGAGACUUUGUGAGAUAAGUAUUAUUUAAAUAAAAAAAUGAUUGAUUUCCA